Molecule: messenger RNA, 3196 nt
Organism: Amphiprion ocellaris (clown anemonefish)
Lineage: Eukaryota; Metazoa; Chordata; Actinopteri; Pomacentridae
Product: calpain-5-like
Exons: 13
Coding region: 738-2669 (643 amino acids)
Biological process (GO): proteolysis
Cellular component (GO): cytoplasm
Molecular function (GO): calcium-dependent cysteine-type endopeptidase activity
Source: RefSeq, a predicted model, not a curated record
UGAUUGACUUCAUUACCAUCUUUAGUUUAACAUCCUUGCCUCAAGCCUUCAUUCUUACUAUCAGUAUUUGCUGACUGGUGUGGACGUUUUAGACUCUGUGUAUCCAUUUAAAGCUUCAUUAAAAUGGUUUCUCAGCUACACGUGAGCAUAAGCCCGACUACAAAAAUGAUGAGACAAAUCUGAAAGGACUCGCAAAACAGUGUCUCUAGCAUCCCACCCAUGUGUCGACAUGCAUGCCAGAAAUGUGGGGAAUGUUACCUGUUUUCACCUUUACGUCCAUGACACAGAUUUAGCAGAGAAUAGAGAACCACAUAUUGCAAAAUGUCAGAAACAAACAGACCUGCACUUCGAUUUUAGCCCGCUACAGGAGGGUAAAUGAAAUAACGAACCAAAAAUAACCUGCCUGAGCACAUUAGCCAGGAACCCUCAAACAGAUAACACUCACACAAGCAGCAAGUCGACUCGUAACCUCGCCUCACCUCUCACCCAUAGCAACAGAAGCCAUCAUUUUCUCUUUGAAGUGGCCAUAAAGUAUUCAGGUGAAACAGUAACACUAGGGAAUAAUGAAAUCCAGUGCAUAGUGACAAACACAGCCAGGGUGUGGCUUUGAAUAGCUCACAUGCAUAAAUAGGCCACAGGGUUGCAGGAAGGCGAGACAGGCAGGUACAAGACCUGGAAACUUCCUCGUUGAGAAGCCGGAAGCUGUGUGAGAGCUGUGAGGCUUCUGUGUCUGGACCAUGUUCUCCUCCGCUGUCCCGUACAAAAACCAGCACUACGCUGAGCUGAAGAAGGACUGCAUCAAUGACAAGACGCUGUUUGAGGAUCCAGAGUUCCCCGCCAUCAACACAUCACUAUAUUUCAGGAAACCACCACCUGGGUUGGUGGAAUGGAAACGGCCAGGGGAGAUCAGUCAAGCACCUCAUCUGUUUGUGGAGGGCAUCAGCUCCCACGACUUGAACCAGGGAGUUGUGGGAAACUGCUGGUUUGUUGCCGCCUGCUCCUGCCUGGCUUCAAAACCAAACCUCUGGAAGAAGGUGAUUCCUGACUGGAAGGAGCAGGAGUGGGACGACAAACACCCAGAAAGCUACGCUGGAAUCUUCCACUUUCAGUUCUGGAUCUUUGGCGAGUGGGUCGACGUGGUGGUGGACGACCGACUGCCCACGAUCAACGGAGAACUCAUCUACUGUCACUCUAAAGACAACAACGAGUUCUGGAGUGCUCUGCUGGAGAAGGCCUACGCCAAGCUGUCUGGCUGCUAUGAGUCCCUUGAAGGGGGAAACACUGGAGACGCUGUGGUGGAUUUCAGUGGUGCUGUCGCUGAAGCCAUCAAAGUGGAGGAAGGCGGCUACUUUAACGACCAGGAAAAACAAGACAAGCUGUUUGAGGACCUGCUGAAGGUGUAUGACCGUGGAGGAAUCAUAAGCUGCUCCAUCCAGGCGCAGCCUCAUGAAAUUGAGGCGAGGAUGGCAAACGGGUUGGUGAAGGGUCAUGCAUACUCAGUGACUGCAGUGAAGAAGGUGCGUUUGGGUCACGGGCUGCUGGCCUACUUCAGAAACGAAACCAUCCCCCUGAUCCGCAUGAGGAACCCCUGGGGCAAGACUGAGUGGAAAGGAGCCUGGAGUGACAGCUCUGAGGAGUGGUCAAAGGUUGGCGACACAGAAAGGGGCAACCUUGGCAUCACAGUGGAGGAUGAUGGCGAGUUCUGGAUGUCAUUCACAGACUGGUGCAAGUUCUUCACCGAUGCAGAUGUUUGCCGUCUCAUCAACACCUCAGUGAUCAGCAUCCAUAAGACGUGGCAUGAAGCUGUGCACUUUGGGAGUUGGACCAAAAACGCAGAGCCGCUGUUGAACCGCUGUGGAGGCUGCGCUAAUCACAAACAGACAUUCCUGCAGAACCCACAGUACCUGUUUGAUGUUACAAAGGAGGCAGAUGAGGUCCUGAUCUCAUUGCAGCAGAAAGACAUGAAGAUCCACAGAAAGUUUGGUCAAGGAGAAAAUUUUACCAUUGGUUUUGGUGUCUUCAAGGUGGAACUGAACAGGAAAUAUCGGCUGCACGACAUCUUGACCCAACAGUGUGUGCAGACGUCCACCUACAUCAAUGCUCGGACAGUGUUCAUGAGAUGUGUGCUGACUCAGGGUCGGUACGUCAUCAUUCCCACAACCUUCAAGCCUCUGACGCUGGGCGAUUACAUGAUCCGAGUCUUCACUGAUGUGGACUCAGGCUGCCGGGAGCUGUCAGUGGACAAGCCAAGGAUAAGAUGCUGGAGUUCAUUCCUUGGAUAUCCACAGGUUGUGACUCACGUUUACAUCCACGGAGCUGAGGGGCUUCAGAACCAGGACAGUUCAGGAGGUGCCGACCCCUAUGUGAUCAUAUACUGCGAGGGCCACUCAGUGAAAUCCUCCAUCAAGAAGGACACUUUGCAACCAGAGUUUGCAACCAGUGGCAUUUUCUACAGGAAAAAGCCCAGGAAGCCCAUAACUGUGGAGGUGUGGAACAGUAACGCAGUGAAGGACGAGUUUAUGGGCCAAGUGGUUCUGUCCGGCUCAGUGAAGGACUCCACCGACCCCCAGAGGCUCCAGCUGAGGAAGCGAGGCCAGCAGAUGGCCGACGAGAUGCCGGGAAACAUCAGCCUGAGGAUCAUCACUUCGUCUCAGCUGACCGCCAUGUGACCUCCACAGUGACCUGAGAGAGCCGAAUCAUUUCCAGCUCUGAAUUACGUGGUGAACAUCUUGUGUAACUUAUUUGACUGGGGCCAAAACCAGCAGCAGUACAAGCUUUUUAUAUUGGUGAAUGCUGUCAUUUGCACUUCGGUGAAUUAUGUCGAAAUGUUGAAUUGCUUUUAUUGCUCUUUUAAAAAUGUUUGCGUAAUUUAUAGAACAUUUUUAUAAUGAUGUUGUUGUAAAUGUAUUUUUCCAUUACACUAUACUGUGAGCACUAUGGGAUUCACAUUCCUGAUGCUGUGAAUGAUAUGGUGGAAAUUUAUCAUUCACACCUCACAAUUAUCAAAAUAAUCACUAUGCAGAGAAGCUUCCUAUUGUACAAGUCAGAAUAUCAUGUGUCUCUGUAAUACAUCUUCUGUCUCCUUCUUCCACCAGUUUACAAUCACAUUUCUUUGUCAUUUUUAAUAACUAGCUGCAUAUUCUUAAACAACAAAAUGAAUAAAAAAAGGAAUCUAUUCGAGGACCAAGCACUCCCA